Molecule: messenger RNA, 831 nt
Organism: Salvia hispanica
Lineage: Eukaryota; Viridiplantae; Streptophyta; Magnoliopsida; Lamiales; Lamiaceae
Product: Sugar isomerase (SIS) family protein
Biological process (GO): carbohydrate derivative metabolic process
Molecular function (GO): carbohydrate derivative binding; isomerase activity
Source: RefSeq, a predicted model, not a curated record
ACAAUCAAAACACUCGGAACUCCAAUGGCUAAACCCAAGGAGCUUCAAUCUUCCGAAUCAGCCGAUUUGGCCGCCCAAAUCUGCAAUCACCUCUCCUCCGUGUUCACCGCCCCCACCGCCCUCCCUCCCCCCCUCAGCACGCUGGUCGACGAGAUCUCCGCCGCCUCCAGCCGCGGCGGCAAAAUCUUCGUCUACGGCGUGGGCCGCGAGGGCCUGAUGAUGAAAGCCCUAUGUAUGCGCCUCUUCCACCUCGGCCUCCCCGCCCACUGCGUCUUCGACAUGACCACUCCCGCGAUCGGGCCGCCCGACCUCCUCAUCGCCUCCGCCGGCCCGGGCGGAUUCUCCACCGUCGACGCGAUCUGCGGCGUGGCGAGGGGCGGCGGCGCGCGGGUGGUGGUGCUGACGGCGCGGCCGGAGAAGGUGGGGUGCGCGAGCGCGGUGGUGGCGCAUAUCCCGGCACAGACGAUGGCGGAUGAUGAUGGGGCCGGGUCGGGUCGGGAUUUGCUGCCGAUGGGGAGUGUUUAUGAGGGGGCGAUGUUUGUGCUGUUUGAGAUGCUGGUUUACAAGUUGGGGCAGGUGUUGGGCCGGAGCCCCGACGAAAUACGGGCUCGCCAUACCAAUUUGGAGUAGUUUUUAUGUUUCAUUUUCUUCUCUUCUUUUUUUUUAUGUAAAAACCUUUGAAAUUUGAGUUUUUUUUAAAAUAAACAUGAUCAAUACCACCUCCUUAUACUAGUAGUAUCAUUUUAGAGAUUCAGAGGUCCUCUUACACAAAUUCAAUACAUUAAAGUAAUUUAUAUAUUCUCCAGAUUUCUAAUAAAAUUUAUUUGAGGA